Scylla paramamosain (green mud crab) is the source of this 1730-nucleotide messenger RNA. RefSeq names its product carbohydrate sulfotransferase 11-like. The transcript has 5 exons. Gene Ontology annotation, biological process: carbohydrate biosynthetic process. Gene Ontology annotation, molecular function: sulfotransferase activity. Bases 29 to 1231 code for a protein of 400 amino acids. The record is from RefSeq and is a predicted model, not a curated record. NCBI's taxonomy places the organism in Eukaryota, Metazoa, Arthropoda, Malacostraca, Decapoda, Portunidae. Gene Ontology annotation, cellular component: membrane.
UGCAGGUGUGAGAAGUAAGAACAGCACAAUGACGACCGUGUCAUCAAAAUUUUUUAGUGCCUUGUUGCUCAUUACCUUCAUCGUUUCUGUCUGGGUCGUGCUGUGUACCAGCUUCAUAGACACCUCCCGUGUAUUUGGUUUCUUCGCCCAUAGAAUACAAGAAACAAAGAAAAUGACAACAAGCCGUCUUCUUUCAUUCUCUGUGAAUGGUAACGGAAAUGAGAUCAUUCCUUAUCAAACCCAGGGAGAGCCACAUCGACAGGAGUCCUUGCAGGGCCGCAACACAGGCCUUGACAGCACUCCUUCAAGAAACUCAGCAUCAGAUAUCUCCGAGACAGAUCUCAUGUCGGAAGAUGCGAUACCCUCCCGGUUCAGAGCAAGGCGGGCCAGGGUGUUGGAAGUGUGUAACAAAAACGAAAACCUCGAACGCAAUGUUGAGCUUAUAAGAUUCCGCUCAAUUUUCUAUUCCCAGAAAUAUAACCUGAUGGUCUGCGCCGCACCCAAGGUGGGGUCUUCGACGUGGAUCACGUUCAUGUUACUCAUGCGUGGCAUGGAGGGCAAUAGAACCAAAAAUGUACAUACCAGCAAAAUGCUAGCGCUAGUGCGUGCCCAAAAUGUGCUGGGGAAGGAGGCGACGCGGCACGUUCAGUCAACCACCACCCUCAUGAGCGUCAGGCAUCCCCUCGAACGACUCAACUCCGCCUUUAGAAGCAAGUUUGCCAACGGAGGACCUCUACACAAACACCUAUCCCCUAGUUUUUACAGUAUGUUCUGGAAGCCUGCUCUCAAGAUGUUAAAUAAGAACCCAGAUGUGGAGCAGUACAUCACCUUCGCGGAGUUCCUGCAGUACGCUAUGUAUCGCGGCGACGCCCACUGGCUGCCUAUGCAUACCAUGUGCUCACCCUGCGCUAUGCAUUAUGAAUAUUUUGUGCGUCUCGAGACUUUCAGUGAGGACAUGCAGUACCUGAGCCACGCGUUGUCAAAUCCCAUACUUGAUCUUCAAGUGCACAUGAACGAGAAAAGGAAGACCACCAAGGGGCCACAGCACGGGAUGCAACAGACGGACCACACCCAGCUAUCAAAUUCCACUUUGCUCAUCUACCGCCAAGUGCCCUCCGAACUCCUGGCCAAGGUGCUACAAAUUUACCGCCCCGACCUGGAUCUGUUCGGCUACCAGGUUCCCGAGGAGUUAACGCGGCGGGCAGGUCUGUUACACGGGUCCCAUGAGUAAUUCCGCCUUGUUCGCGACGGCGCAAAAUCUAGAGUUGCUAAGUUAGUCGAGUUUCUUGGUGCUCGUGCUACAAAGUUACUGAAUACCAGGAACUGUAGCCGCAGUGUUUCCUGGCCUUAUUGUGACUACUUUUAAUUGUGUGUGUGUGUGUGUGUGUGUGUGUGUGUGUGUGUUUCUGAACUGCCCAAAGCAGGGUUCGGUAGGUAAUAUAAGAUAAAAAAAAAUUAUCUUGGAAUGUAAAUAGUAUAUGUACAAAACUAAAGAAGGAUAAUGACCAAUAGUUGUUGUCAGACUAUGACAUAAUGUGUUUGUGUGAAGUGAAAACAUCUUUGCUUAUAGCUUUUCCUGGAUAUGUGUGUUACAAGAAUAAGGUGGUAGGUUCAGCUGACAAAGGUACUAUAUUAGUCGUUAAGAAGUAUCUAUCAGGACUUAUAUACAGUGUUGACACCAGUGUUGGAGACCAGGUAUGGGCAGAGUUCAUAAAUAUCCCAAGAACUGU